Messenger RNA from Sorex fumeus (smoky shrew), 909 nucleotides. RefSeq names its product synaptonemal complex central element protein 1 (gene SYCE1). Gene Ontology annotation, biological process: synaptonemal complex assembly. Gene Ontology annotation, cellular component: synaptonemal complex. The record is from RefSeq and is a predicted model, not a curated record. The transcript is spliced from 12 exons. Bases 28 to 909 code for a protein of 293 amino acids. NCBI's taxonomy places the organism in Eukaryota, Metazoa, Chordata, Mammalia, Eulipotyphla, Soricidae.
AAGUCCUCACAGAAAAUAGAAGACCUGAUGGAAAUGGUGAAGAAGCUUCAAAAAGUGGGAAGCCUAGAGCCCAGGGUCGAGGUCCUGAUUAACCGGAUUAAUGAGGUUCAACAAGCAAAAAAGAAAGCCAGUGAGGAGCUAGGAGAGGCCCGGAAUGUCUGGGAGAUGCUGCAGAAGGAACUGGACUCUUUGAGUGGAGAGAAAAUACACCUGAAAGAAAUCUUGAACAAAAAGCAAGAGACCCUAAGAAUCCUCAGGCUCCACUGCAAGGAGAAAGAAGGUGAGGCACAAAGGAAGCACAGCAUGCUGGAGGGGUGCAAGGAGCGAAUUUCUGCCCUAAAUUCCAAGAUUGAGGAAGAGAAGAAUAAACAGAGGCAACUGAGGUUGGAGUUCGAAGAACAGCUGGAGGAUCUGAUGAGCAAACACAAGGAUCUGUGGGAAUUUCAUAGACCUGAGCGACUGAUUCAGGAGAUUAACACACUGGACAAUAGCAAGGAGCAACUGCUCAAGGAAGAGAAGCUAGUAGAGGCAAAACUAGAGGAUAUGAAGCACCGUCUAUGCUCCCAGUUUGGGACCGAAGGUCGCUCUAUCAAUGAAGGGGUCUUCCUUCGCAGCCAGGAGGCAGCCGCAGUAGUGCAUUUGCUUGAGGAGGAGAACCAGAAGGCCCAGGACCUCCUGGAUGCAGCUGUUCAGCGCCAUGAACAACUACAGCAGAAGUGCCAGCAACUGCAGUUGAAGAGACAGAGGCUAAAAGAGGAGCUGGAAAUGCUUGGAGUGCAGGUCCCUGCUCAAGCCCAGAAUAUACGAGAAGAGGCUCACCUAGCAGAAGCAGCCAAUCUCAAGCCUCUUGGAAUCAGUGAGGAGAAAGACUCAGAGCUGCCUACUGUGCAGGGUCUGAUACCCUCAUAG